UCGCGGUCUUAUGAAUUCUUUGAAUAUUCGUUUCUCCUCUGAAAGAAAACGCUGCGCUGUUACACGAAGGCGAGAGGAGUCCAGCUCUGAUGAUUUUAAUCCUAUUUAUCAAUGAUUUGCCGCUUGUCGCCAUUCUCGCCUGCAUAUCUCGACUUUGUGCUAAUUCAUCCAAAGUUUAUAACACGGAUUAGAUCUCAUCGACAAGUCAGAAAGAUCGAGUUCAAUUAUGCUAUCAGUGACUACGGAACGUUUUAUCACUUCUCUCAUAAUAAUUGUAGCGUCCCGACGCGACUGUUACCAAACGAUACGCGAUUGCAAAUAUUAAUAAUCAUCAUUAAAAAAUCAUCAGAUCUGCAUCUCGAUCGUAUAAAACGUCAAAGCCGGUUUUCACGAGUUUCCAAGAAUCGACCGAUCGACCAUUGGUUUCGGCAACAAUUAAACGGAUGCUGCAUCCGCACGUAACUGACGUUACCUGCUCGAAUAAUUGAUCCUCACAAUGAGAUGACCUGUGCUCAAUUUCAAUUGCGUAAGCUCGUCUGGGGCACUUCGCUAUCUCCCCAUCAGAGCUACGCUCCGGCUUUGCUUCCCCUUUACUUUCUCCUUUCUCUCCAUCCCAAUUUCCACAAUUUCCCCACGCAGCGAGCCAUCAGCUCCAGCGCGGAGCGCUCGGAGAUUAUUUCUCUUACAGGUGUCCAAGAAUAAUGUAUUUCGUAUCGUAUCGAUUAGAUUGAUAUCGCGACGCCCGGACGUUCCCGACAAUCUUUCGGUUAAAGCGACUUACUGCAUCAGUCGAAUAGAUAUAAUUUCAGGCGAAGGUAGACACUCGGGUGCCACAAUUGCGUUUCCCACCUGAAAAACAGCAAAUCCAGGAUUUCACGCGUAAAGUAAAACUUCACAUCGCCUCUUCGCGCAAUUUCGUCGAAUUUCCCAGGAAAACCGAAGGACUUUUCCAGCGUUUCGCUUCUCGUGCAUCCGUUCGCAGUGUUGCCGAUAAAAAACUUGAUCUUCGAGUACGCGUCCCACAUGCGAUACACGAGGCCCCGUGACACAUGUGACAGUACGUAAUUAACUAUCGACGGGUUCUCAUUAAUUAUUUAUUAUUACCAGAGUCUUUAAUAUCUUUCGCCGCGACGGGAUAUUUUCUCGUGUCACGAACUCUGUAGAAAAGUCUUAUCGCUAUUGUUUUCGUGGUCAGUUCUUCAUUGAUCAAAUACAGCAGCGCCAGUAGGCAGCCCGUGGAAAGAAAGAAAUGUUUCGCAUAAGCGUCGAGAGUGGCAUAGAUUCCCAGUAAAAAUAAAAUUUCCCACAUUUCCGACCUGUCGUCGAACCGCCUUCUCACGGUCGUCCGCAAAUUCUCUCUCCAGAGCCGAAGAAGCGGUUCCGCCGUUAAUUGUGAACAGGACAUGAGCGGCGGUAAGGAUUGCGGCCUCUGCGGGUUUUAUCCACGAUGGCUGCGGGCCAGGGCGACGCCGAAGAACUUCAUCGCGGUCUACGGUCUCCUGGGCACCAUCCAGGCCAUGGCCUUCAUCUACAUAGUGGUCACGUUGACGACCUUGGAGAAGAGAUUCAAAAUUCCAAGUCGCACCACCGGUAUCAUUCUAUCCGGAAAUGAAAUUUCCCAAAUUCUCUCACUCGUACUGACUUACUACGGGGGUUCCGGACAUCGUCCAAGAUGGAUCGCAGUGGGCGUUGCUCUGAGCGCAGCAUCCUGUCUGGUCCUGGCUCUUCCGCACGUGAUAUACGGCCCUGGAAAGGAUGCACUGGCUCUCACCAAGGAGUACCUGGACCACACUCUGCUCAAUGCAACUGGUACGGAUUCCUCGCAUAUAGCCAUCUGUCCCAGGAACAACAAUCCGGAGCAGUGCGACGAGAACGCCAUGAUGGACAUAAGCUAUCUGCCGAGGCUGCUUGUCUUCGUCUCGCAAUUUAUAUUAGGGAUAGGAACGACCCUCUAUUACGGAUUGGGUCAGACGUACUUGGACGAUAAUACCAAGAAAAAGAACACACCUAUGUUGCUAGGAUUCACCUUCGCACUGCGCACCAUUGGUCCAGCCGUGGGAUUCGUCCUGGCGUAUGCCUGCCUCAAUCUCUAUAUAGAUCCUACUCUUCAUCCGGUGAUCACGAAGAAGGAUCCACGCUGGUUAGGAGCCUGGUGGCUCGGCUGGAUAAUUCUUGGCGUGACGAUGGCCAUGUUUGCUGUGCUUAUCGCCAUGUUUCCCAGAGAUUUGUCAAAGCCAAAGGUCACGCAGAAGAUCGACGGCGAGAUACCGUUGAAGAAUGAUCUGGUACCGAUGGAAAAGGCUGGUAUACAGCAACCGGAAGUUAUUUUUCCGGAAACGGUCGAGGAGCAAUACGUGCCUACUAUGAGAGAAUUUCCGACAGCCAUCAAAAGAAUUCUUACUAAUAAAUUAUUAACGUGUAACAAUCUCAGCGGCGUCUUUUAUGUCCUGGGCGCUUCGGCGUACAUUACGUUCCUGGCCAAGUAUCUGGAAGUGCAGUACGGUACAUCGGCUGCAGGUGGCACCGUGAUAGCAGGACCAAUCUCGCUGAUCGGAAUGGUACUGGGAUUUCUACUGACGGGUCUGUUCAUCAGCAAAUUCAAACCAGGCCCCAGGAAGCUGCUGGCAUGGAACGUCUUUGUGGGCAUUUGCUUUGUUAUCGGUCAGAUCAGUUUCGUAUUUCUGGGCUGCACUGUUACGGGGAUCCGUGGACUCGAUCUCGAGACUAUGCAGAUCAAUCUGACGUCUGGGUGCAAUGCUGAUUGCGGCUGCGAGGGGACGAAAUACGCGCCCGUCUGUCACGAAGCCUCAAGAACGACCUUUUACUCGGCCUGUCAUGCCGGCUGCAAGACCAUUGUGAACGAUAACGAAUUUGGAAAUUGCUCCUGUUUGCCUAUCGUCAAAGUUCCUGGCUCUAUGGGUCGUCAUCACGAUGCUGACUCUGAAUUGCGGAGGUUGGCUCAGGAUCACAGGCACCAAUUGGUACCAGUCGAAGAUCCUGGAUACGAUUCGGUGAAAUCGGGACCUUGUGUCGGUGAAUGCAAAACACCCUAUAUACUCUUCAUGGUGAUCACUUGCUUUAUCCAAACUCUGGCCUGCUCUGGGAAGAUCGGCAACGUGCUGGUGAAUUACAGGAGUGUUGAGAAAAGGGACAAGAGCUUUGCACAGGGCGUAACGCUCAUGACCAUUUCUCUAUUUGCUCUGAUACCCGGACCAAUAAUUUACGGUGCCAUCAUAGACUCCACGUGCCUCAUAUGGGAGGAAUCUUGCGGGACCAGGGGGAACUGUUGGUUCUAUCACAGAGACAAUUUCCGAAUCUUGGUAAACAUCUCGGCUGCUGGUUUCUCCCUGAUUGGGGUCUUGUUCGACGUGUUCGUGUGCUAUCUGGUGAAAGACCUAGACCUCUAUGGGACCCAGGAGGACGGACGCCGGGAAUUCGUUAAGGAGCAGCUUCCGGUGACGUUGCAGAGUAACCGGAAGCAAGAGGUCAACGGGAACGCAAACGUGAACCAGAGGAUAGAGCAGAGUCACGGUCACGAUCUGCAAUCAUGAUGCACGAACCGGAGACUUUCUUCCGUUUUAUCGAAAAUAUUUGAUUUUUAUAAAUUCCUAUAAGAUUUCUACUUCUUUCUCUAGGAACAAUGGCGACGCCAAAUUUUGACAAUCAUAGGACAUGUAACCGAUCGCUGUCUCGCUCAGGACACAAGAUGCUCGGUGAGACGGCUCGUAGAGUAGCUCGUUUUGUAAAUAAAAAUUUAACGUUUUUAAUAA
Molecule: messenger RNA, 3770 nt
Organism: Cephus cinctus (wheat stem sawfly)
Lineage: Eukaryota; Metazoa; Arthropoda; Insecta; Hymenoptera; Cephidae
Gene: Oatp33Ea
Product: solute carrier organic anion transporter family member 5A1
Exons: 7
Coding region: 1404-3551 (715 amino acids)
Biological process (GO): transmembrane transport; sodium-independent organic anion transport
Cellular component (GO): membrane
Molecular function (GO): protein binding
Source: RefSeq, a predicted model, not a curated record